Molecule: messenger RNA, 5019 nt
Organism: Closterium sp. Naga37s-1
Lineage: Eukaryota; Viridiplantae; Streptophyta; Zygnematophyceae; Desmidiales; Closteriaceae
Source: the annotation of a GenBank genome assembly
AUGACGCUCCAGGCAUCCAGUCACACUCGUUUGUCUCUCCCACAAUCGCCACAGCCGCAAUCGCAACAGCAGCAGCAGCAGCGGCAGCAGCAGCAGCAGCAGCAGACGCAGCAGCAGCGGCAGACGCAGCAGCAGACACAGCAGCAGCAGCAGCAACAGCAGCAGCAGCAGCAGCAGCAGCAACAGCAGCAACGGCAGCAGCAGCAGCAGCUACGCGCAGAGGAUACAGCGGAGGCACAGCCCGCGCACCUCACGCUGCGCUCGCCGUUCCUUCCGUCCGCGUCCGCUCCCGCCGUCGCCCAUCGGCCGCACCGUGUGUGCGACGCGUGUUCAUGCCAGCCCGCGGUGCUCUACUGCGCCGCGGACGACGCGUACGUCUGCGAGCCCUGCGACGUCUUCGUGCACUCCGCCAAUCCGCUCUCGCAGCGCCAUGAGCGCGUGCGCUUGGGCCCCAACGGCGCGCCGCUUAAGAUAGAUCGCAGAGGCGCGGGGUUGUCUUCCGAUGCGGCCGGCAGUCUUCCGCGCGCCGUUGCGGGGAGAGUGCUGCGCGGAGAGUUGGCGCAGAGCCUGCUUCCGCGCGCAGACGAGUCUGGAGUUCGGGGCGCGGCGGCGACGUGCAGUGACGCGGAGGAGGGUGUGGCGGGGAGCGUGGCGGGGCCGACGGCGGGCGCGAUCGGCGCGGAGAGCGCGCAGAGCGGACUGCCCUCCAGCAUGUCCGGCACGAGCUCGUCGUCGCACCCGCCCGACCCCCGCUGCCCCUCCCGCGCGCACCGCCCGCCCGACACCAACUGCACAGCUCAAGGCGGGGUUGCUGUCGCGCGCGCGGGUGACGCGAGGAGGGGAGCAGGUAGAGGGGGGAGAGCGGCGGAUGAGGUGGACGUUGCAGGGGGGAGCGCGGGGGGCAGGCUGCAAGGGGCGAGUGCAGGCGGGGUGGCGUGCAGCGUGUUGCGGUGGAAGGUGCGGGAGGGCGCCGCCGCCAUGCAUGCGCCGCAGGACCACCACCCGCAGCAGCAGCAGUCCACGCCGCAGAGCAGACCGGCCGCGUCACCUGCACCUGCGCAUGACGCAGCGCCCAAGGCAACAGCUGGCUCUGUGCGCCUAUCACCAGCGUCCACGUGGUCGUUUGCCCCCUCUCCACGUCACACCAACGAGUCCCUGCAGGGUGCCUCGCCGUGGGCCAAGGCCGCAGCCGGCGCGGCGCAUUCCCCCCUCUCCGCGCCCGCGGGGUUGUGCGCCAAAUCACAUCUGCUGCGCGCGCCCGCGAGCCCGUUCACUCCCCCCAGCCCCUAUGCAGGCUGCCUGCUCUCGCUGCCCGGCGCGCCAGGCGGGAAGGCGCACGCGCCUCGAUCUCUCCAGUCGCCCCGCACUGCUCCUCCUGCACCCGCAUCCGCACCCGCACCCGCUCCCGCACCCGCUCCCGCACCCGCAUCCGCAUCCGCGGCCGGCGGACGGGGCGUGGAAGCACGCGACGGGCGAGACACGGCGAGGGGUGCCGUGCGGGCGGGAGGAGAGGCGAGGGGAGCGGAGGAGGUGCAGGGGGGCGGGGGGAGGGAGGAGAGGGAAGGAGGCGCGGAGAUAGCGGCGGGAUGGAUGGACGAGCGGGUGGCGCAGGUGUGCGGGGAGGAGGAGGCGGGGGAGGCGGGGCGACUGGGCAGCAGCAGCGGGUUCGAGGAGUUCGAGGACAUGAUGAGCGGCAUGGGGGGCGCGGAGGGCGCGGCGGGCAUGGCGGGCAUGGCGGGGCUGGACGACAUCGACGAGGACGACCAGUUCGCGCGCGACCUCGCGCUCUGCAUGACCCCGCGCGCGGCCCCGCCGCCCUCCGCCACACCUCCCGCCGCUUGCCCCCCGUCGUCCCCUCUCCUGGCGAGGCUGCAAACUGCAUCUGCGGCGCAGCAGGCCCAUCCCAACCAUGCCAGCUACUUCACCCCCCCGUCUGCCACUUCAGCCGCCGCUGCCUCUGGCGCUGGCGCUUCCCCAUGCGGCGAGUCCCCCCACGCGUCAGUGGCGGCGGCAGCGGUGCAGCCCGCGGCGGCGGUCCAUGCGUCGCGCACCCACGCGCUGCCCCCUGACGGCCCCGGGCUGCCCGCGCGCCCCGCGAAGCGACAGCACCUGCGGGGACUGGGGUUUGGUUGGGCAGCAGGUUUGGUUGCAGGCUCAGGUGCAGGUAUGAGUGUAGGUGCACAGGGAGGGGAGGGAGCUGGGAGUGCAGCGGGAGCGACAGGCGGGGUGAGAAGCACAGCAGAGGGGGGAGGGCUGGCCAGUAUUGCGGAAGGCGGGGGGGCGGGCGUGGAGGCGGGAGGAGGAGGUGGGGUGAAGCGUGAGGCAUGGGUGGGCAUGGGUCCAGUGGCAGCACGACAGGGCGUGCAGGGCGUGGGGAUGGCGGGCAUGCGUGGGCACGCACAGCAGCACAUGCACCUUCCCAUGCACCCCCAGGGCCUGUCACCCUGCGCAUCGCUGGACCGCUGCAACCCUGCGUCCCCCACCGCCGCUGCUGCGAGCAUGUCCGUCAGCCACGCCCCUGCCAGCAGCUUCCUCAGCUCCUCCGCUGCUGCUGCUGGCAGCGCCGUGGCAUCCGCAGCAGCGCUGUCAGAUUCCGCCAUGGACGCGCGCGCCCCCGCCUCUGCCUCCGCCUCCGCGUCCGCCACCCACUCACACUCCCACUCGCUCUCGCUCUCCGAUGGCCAGCAGCACCACCAGGGGCACGCGCAACCCCUGCAGCAGCGCACGGCAGCAGGGGGUGGGAGCCCGGCGGAGAGAGCUGCAGAGCGGUGGGAGGGCAGUGAGGGCAGGAGGGCGCGGGAGUGGAAUGGGAAGGUGGGUGCGUGCGGGGGUGAAGCCAGGGGGCGGUCAUCAGGGGAGGCGGAGGGGGGCGUGGAGGAGGCGGAGGAGGUGGUGAUGGAGGAGGGCGCCGUGGAGGCUCAGCUCAAGGGCGUCGCCUCGCACCUCACCCUGCUCGCCGCACACCCUCACUGCCCUCCCGCACACCAACCCCAGGGGGAGAACGUGCGGGGCAGCAAGGAGGGUGCGGACAGGCGUGCAGCAGCGAUGCGAGGCGUGCUGGGUAGUUUGGGGGAGAGGGGUGCGGGCGGGCGGUGGUGUCCGGCGCUGCACCUCAACUAUGCUGACAUCAUCACUGCCUGGUCGCAUAACGGCCUCCAGGCAUCGCCCUGGCUGGACGACACCCCCCCCUCGCUCGCCCUCCACGCGCAGCCCUCUGUGUGCUCCGACCCCCAGCCACUGCAGGCGGCCAUGACCCCACACUCGGUGAUCAGCACGGGGCGAGAGGAGGGACCGGAGGGCGAGGUGGGCGAGUCGGGGGUGAGUCGUGUGGCGUCGGUGCCGCACGGGCUGGACCGCGUGUGCAGCGACCUGCUGCUCGAGGACGGGCACCUGGACGGGCACAUUGACGGGCAGGUGGAGGGGCAGGUGGAGGGGUACGUGGAGGGGCGGGAGGCGCGGGUGCUGCGGUACCGGGAGAAGCGGCGCAACCGGCUCUUCUCCAAGACCAUCCGCUACCAAGUGCGCAAAGUCAACGCCGACCGCCGCCCGCGCGUCAAGGUGUGCUCUUGGGGGAGGAGAUGGGAUUUGAAGGCUGUUGCGGUUUUCUUUCAUGGCUUCUGCGGGGCGGGUGUGGGGGUGGCGGCGCUGGUGGCGUGUGUCAUGGCCAGCACGCUCGCGCUCGACCUGCCCUCGCUGCAGGCGCUGGCAGCGAGCGCGGACAAGGCUGAGCGCAGAAAGGCGAGGGCGGUGCUGCGGGUGAGGCGCCAUGGCAACCUGCUGCUGGCGGCGCUGCUGCUCGCCAGCUGCCUCGCCUCCACCGUCGCUGCCGCUGCCUUCACCGAGGUGUUGGGCGUGUGGUGGGGGUGGCUGUGCGCCUUCUCGCUGCUCUUCCUCGCCGUUGAGCUCCUGCCGCCCGCCCUCUGCACCAACCGGAGUCUGCAGGUGGCGGGGGCGACGGCGUGGGUGGGGGGCGUGGCGGUGGUGGCGCUGUUCCCCCUGGCGUGGCCCGUGGGGCUGCUGCUCGACUGCCUCGUCUCGCGCUCCGCCCUCUCCCCCGCUCACGAUGACGGCCCCGUGAAGUGCCGCUUGGCGCCCGACCCUCUGCAACAGGGGGAGCAGGAGCAGGAGCAGGAGGGUGAGGGUGAUGCAUGCAAGCCGUUCGCUGCACGUGCUGGCAAAGGGGGUUGCGAGGAGGAGUGGAGUGAUGAGGAGGAGUGGGGCGGGGGGAAGGAAUGGAAAACAAGAGAGGAGGAAGGGGAGGUAGGAGAGGGAGGGUGGGAGGAGGAAGAGAGGGAUGGAGGCGGCGACAAGGAGGCGUGCAGGCGUGGGGCGCGGGGACCCGAGGGGGGUGGGCAGCAAGGGGAGGGCGGGGUAGCAUUGUACGGUGGGAGCGUGAUGGAGAGUGGGGGGGGCGAGGGGAGCAGCGAGGGUGCAGCGGUGCAGAUGGCGGUGCUGCCCUCGUCCUCGCAUGCUGCAAUGCCGCCACCACCUCCCCUCUCUCACGCCCAUGCCACCCAGCACGCUGCCUCCUCCUACCCCACCCUUGCCUCCAACCCCCUCCCCCCCACAUGCCGCACCCCCCCUGCUGGCUCUCCCCAUGCGCCGCAGUCGCCCCCAGCGCCUCCCCCGUGGUUCCUGCAAUCGUGGGAGCAUGCGGCCGUAUGGGCACGCCUUGCCGCCGUGCCUCCCACGCCUGCCGCCCCCACCUCACACCCACACCCCGCUGAUGCUGCCCGUGCGCUUGACCCACCUGACUCGAGCGUGCGGGCAGGGAGUGGGGGGGGGAGAGCGCACGUUGCAGCAGUCAGAGAUUACCACGCCACCCCGUCUGCCGCCCCUUCCACCGCCCCCCCAGCUGCCACCCUGCCAGGUGGCGUGCCGCCUCUCCCCCUGUCCUCCUCCACUCCCCUGUGGCGCCACCGACCCCCCCUGCCUGCUGCUGCUGCCUCUUCUUCCGGGCAACCCAUGCCCCCCACUGACUCUAGUGCAUCGGCUGAUGCCCUCCGCCCCCCUCACUGA